UGCCAAUCCAACACCUGCCGUGCAGCAGACCGGGUUCCGCAUGGCGCAUGGAGCGCAUGGGCCCAGUGGCAGAUCUUCACAAGGCCUGGGUGAACCUCAUCCAGAUGGAUGGGAAGCCUCCCUGGCGAUGGACCUCAGGAUACCGAUGGCUGUGUUGGGACUUUGACCAGCAGGUCCUCUACUACACCCUCACCUCCUCGGGACACGCGAUGUGCCAACCUGUGUUGUUCAGAGAGAUCCAGCCAGCGAUGGUGGACAAGGACCAACAUGGGCCAAAACGUCGAGCGUCGGCAGCUUGGGCGGUCUGCCGCCCCGAGUUCCGUGCCGUGGAACAAUCACCGUGGUGUGACCCUGGAGCUCAGAGCUUGGUCAGCCACGCUCGUGGUCCUGGACGCUGCAGAGCAGCGCCGCUGCCAACAGCUGCUGGCAGCGGCUGCAGGUAGAAGUGAGAGGCUUGGCAGAUCAACGUCGAACUGCUCAACGACGGCGUCAAGUGCCAGCCUACAUGAGAUAGGCUGUGCACCCGCCCGCUGCUCAGCCCCGGAAGUGGGCUCAGGGGGCUUUGGGCGCCCUUCCCUGCAGCGGGAUUCUAGGGAACAUCACGUCAAAUGGACAUCUUUCACGAAGGCUUGUGGCAUGACCGCGGAUGAACGGAAGCAUGCUGACCUAUUGCUGAUCCAUUCCAAGGUUUGGAGCACAUGCCGCACACGCCGCGCGGCAGGCGAAGCAUCGGUGAUGCAGAUGAGCCCCGAGGAGCGGCGGAGAAUAGAUCUGAAGCUGCUGGAGCAUUCUGCGUGAGAGUCAGCCAACACGCGCGCCAGGGACCUCUUCACGUGCCAGUCGGUGUAUCCGUGUGGUUAUCGUUGGGCCUCCGAUCGCUGAAAGGCUCGUCCGAUUGCCCGUGUAGAGCCCUUGCUAUAACCAAUGUGGAUUGCUGGGAUCGUUUUCUACGAAGUGUGCCCCCUUUGAGCUGAUGCGGGGUCGGUUCUUGAUACAAGCCGCGCCUCAUGUUGAUCUAGAAUCUAAAAACCCAUUAGAUCGUCAUGCACUACCUGCGCAGACACCUUUUGGUGGACAGAAGCAGUCGCGAACCCCUGGUAGCCGGUCUUCGAUGUUACUAAUGCUCGACAUGGUCGACAUGAGCAAAUGAUGGACCCCGCCCUUUCAACGGAAUUGAUCCGCUGGAACCUCCGAGAUGGCUCACGGCUCACUGAGCAAAAAUUGUGAUCAUAAUUACAAAUGUGCAACCGGUGGGCUGAUAGGGGGACCCCUAACCAAUGAGUUUGGUUGAGUACCUCAGCAACCUGAGGCGCAGAACUCCCUGACCUUUACAACCAUCCCAGCUUUACCAACCUGUGUGCACCUUCCCAAUUUUACCAACCAUUCGUCCCCGGCCCCCCUCUCAAGUUCCUUCUUUCAGGGUCUUGGGGGGGUUUGCUUGUUGGAAUGCACAUACGAAGUGAUGCUUUCGCGCCAAGAGAACACACAAGAAGAGUGGCCAAAAAUGGGAAGUUGGCGAACAGUUGUGAGCUGGAGGAAUAGUUGCCAGUAUAGAUCUCUCACAGAGCUUUGACCGUUUUGAAGAGCAAACGAUUGGAAAUAGAUCCUGCCAAGAUGUCGUACGGAUUCCUAUAGUAUAGUAGUGCGCAGGAAUGCCCUGAGGAGUAGAACCGAUGCCUCAGAAUCGGAUUCAGGAUGCCCGUUCUCGCACUGUGGACAGGUCUGGGCAUCACCGGUCUCGCUGAGUUCUCGUUUUUCCGGCGGUUGUCCCGCCGAAGUGCUGCUGCUGUGAGGUGAGGAAGGCUGAGAUUUUUCUGGACACAAAUGGAGCAUCAUCCCUUUGCAGAUGAGCAUGGCCUUGAGAACAAUGCUAUAUGAAAGGUAGGUCCAGGUCGGUGCUCAAUGUGGCCUUUGGCUUAGCUGGCUAAUACAGUAAUGCUUCAUGUCACAGGCGCCUGGUUCUGAGCAAACUGCCCCGCAGCCAUCCAGUUUUGUGAAUAUGUCUAGGCCUACGCGUGUUUGGAGUCGAAAUGCGCCAAACCACCUUGAAAUCCUUCAAAAUGCUUGACCCUUGACUUCACUCCAUCAUCUCC
Molecule: messenger RNA, 2093 nt
Organism: Durusdinium trenchii
Lineage: Eukaryota; Dinophyceae; Suessiales; Symbiodiniaceae
Source: the annotation of a GenBank genome assembly